Molecule: messenger RNA, 492 nt
Organism: Medioppia subpectinata
Lineage: Eukaryota; Metazoa; Arthropoda; Arachnida; Sarcoptiformes; Oppiidae
Source: the annotation of a GenBank genome assembly
ACUGUAGUAGUCGCUGAUGGUAAUAAACUGAUCCAGACUUUCAAGACUGGUGACAAAGAGAUGAAAGUGGUCCGAGAAUUCAACGGGGAUGAGGUGUUAGUAACUAUGAAUAUUGGAUCAGCUACUGUGUCGUCCGACGGCUUUGACUCAGUGCUUAAAGAGCUUGGCUUAAGUGAUGAGGCGGUAGCAAAGAUGGAUAAUUCAACAUCGAGUUGGAGUAUUACCAAAACUGGUGCCGUGUAUACCAUCAAGAUGGUUUUUGCCUUUAUGACUCGGGAGAUACAGUUUGAGCUUGGUAAAGAAUUUGAUGACAAAAAUCUCGAUGGAUCUGACAUUAAGGGUCUAAUAGUUGCUGACGGUAAUAAACUGAUCCAGACUAGCAAGAUUGGUGAUAAAGUGAUGAAGGUGGUACGCGAAUACAAAGGUGACGAGGUGAUUGCAACGGCAACUAUCGGGUCAGCUACAGGCGUCGCUACCUAUAAGCGAGAGUAG